This is a messenger RNA of Hyaloscypha bicolor E, 1548 nucleotides long. RefSeq names its product carboxylesterase family protein-like protein. The coding region runs from base 1 to 1548 and encodes 515 amino acids. The record is from RefSeq and is a predicted model, not a curated record. Lineage: Eukaryota; Fungi; Ascomycota; Leotiomycetes; Helotiales; Hyaloscyphaceae. The transcript has 6 exons.
AUGAGACUUCUCGCCGUUCUCUCACUCGUCACCAGCCUUGUCUCAGCGCAAAAUGCCACAACCACAACUUCAUCUCUCCCAACGGUGACUCUCGAUUACAGCACAAUCGUUGCCGCAGCUGCAAAUCAGACUGUCGGUUACUACAAAUAUCAAAAUAUCAGAUUCGCAGCUGUUCCCACAGGAACUCUCCGGUGGGACAAACCCCAAUGGCCACCCUUCGAAACGGCAGUCAACGAUGGCAGCUUGGCCGCUUCCGAUGUAGAUUGUGCUUCAGAAGAAGACUGCCUCUACAUGGAUAUUUGGGCUCCUGCAAAUAGUGCAAACAAAAGUUUGCCUGUCAUGGUGUGGACCUACGGCGGCGGUUUCACCGGAGGUAGUAAAUCGCAAAACACACCGGAAGGUCUAUUCGAUUUGUCAACAGACUUCGUUUUCGUUGCAUACAACUACAGACUUGGCAUGACUGGCCUUGCAAACGGUCCAACUCUGCUUCAUGAGGAAGGAACAUCGAAUGUGGCACUUUGGGAUGUGCAACACGCUUUCGAAUGGACAAAAAAAUACAUCAGCGCGUUUGGUGGGAGCCCGGAGAAGAUCACUGCCGUUGGAUUCUCUGCUGGUGGGUCUCAAACGCUGUUCCAGUUAACUCGAUUUGCCGGCCGUGCUGAACAGCUUUUCGAUCGAGCGUAUGUGAUGUCUCCAGGAUUCGUACCCGGAUCUGGACAUCAUCACUCUGAGACUUUCUGGCAAAAUGUCUCGUCUGCUGUCGGCUGUGAUGGCGGCUCAUUGGAUUGCAUGCGAGAAAUUAGUUUCGAUGAUCUCAACACUGCUGCAACAGACCAAGUCGACAGUUACACGUACCAAUUCCAGCCUCGCGUUGAUGGAGAUUUUGUUGCAGACACCUACGAAGCCCAAUUGUAUCAAAAGAGAUUCAACUUCAGUGGCCCCUUCGUGAUCACCCAUGAGCAGCACGAAGCAAACAGUGCAGCGUGGUCAGGGGUAAAUACCACAGAAGACGUUACCACCUAUCUAAGAAUCUUCUUUCCCGCAAUAACAGACGACGUCAUCAACCAGGCUUUGGAAUUAUAUCCCGAAUCAGAUUAUUCCAGCCCAGGACUACGGUUCUCGGAUAUGAAGCAAUCAUUUGAUUUGACAGCCCACAACCUGGCGCUGACUCAAGCUCUCAACAAUCAAACGUGGAAUGCAAUGGUUGCUCUGGAUCAGGCUACUCACGGGACAGACCAGAGUUAUUAUUGGUACAGCACAUACACUCUCUCUUCAAGUACCACAACAAGCUCAACCACCAAUUCGACCGUCACUUCUUCUGCUACUGCUGCUGCAAGUUCUGGCUCGAUUAUGAUGCAAAAAUACCUUAUGUCUUUCGUGCUGACAGGAAAUCCCAACACUUUGUGGGCUGAUGACAAGCUUGACUGGCCUCUGUAUAAUACGUCACCUGCGGGCACAGAGUUGGUGUUUAAUACCACGUUCUAUCUUGAGGACGACAAUCUGGCAAAUGCCAAAAGUUUGUUUUGGAACAAGGCGAUGUGGUAUUGA